GAAACCUUUGAAUAUAUGCUUUGUUGAGUGGCAAUGAGGAUGUAUCCAACACCUGGAAGAAAUAUCUGCUCCUGGUAUAUCUUUCCAUUGGCUUUACUCUUUUUUACAGGAAGGGGGGCUUUUGCUCAAAUAAGGUACUCGGUACCAGAGGAAGUAGAAGAAGGGACUGUUGUUGGAAAUGUGGCGAAGGAUCUUGGCCUCGACGUCGCCUCUUUGACUGAUCGCCGAUUCCGCGUGGUUUCUGGAAGUAAGGACGCAGUUUUUGAAGUAAAUCAGAAUAGCGGUGCAUUGUAUGUCGGAAAUCCUAUAGACAGAGAGGGGCUAUGUCAGGGCAGCGGUGCCUGUUUAACAGAACUGAAAAUUCUAGUCGAAAACCCUUUGGAAAUACAUUACGUGCUAGUAGAAAUUACCGAUGUGAAUGAUCACUCUCCCAGUUUUCCCGAAAAAGAACAAACAUUUGAAAUAGCUGAGCAAACGUUACCAGGAAAGCGUUUUCAGUUACACACUGCUCGCGAUCCUGACGCAGGAAUUAACUCCAUACGUACCUAUACUUUAACAGCAAACGAACAUUUCGAAGUAAAUCUUCGUCAAAGUGACACAGGAAAGAUACCAUUUUUAGUGCUGAGGAAACCAUUAGACAGAGAACAGAAGGACAAACACACGUUACUGGUCACUGCAGUCGAUGGAGGUAAACCUCAAAGAUCAGGGACAUUGAAUGUUUCAAUUAUUGUUCUUGAUAGCAAUGAUAAUCGUCCAAUAUUUAGUCAAGAAAUUUACCAAAUAUCAAUCAAAGAAAACAUUCAUGUGGGCACAUCAGUGUUCAGAAUGAAUGCAACUGAUCUUGAUGAAGACACAAAUGGAAAGGUAGAAUACAGCCUUGGAAAAACAUUGAGGCAGAAAGUUUAUAACAUGUUUGAAAUUGAUAAAUUAAGUGGGGAUAUUAUAAUAAGAGGAGAAGUGGACUAUGAGGAAAAUGAUCAAUUUGAGCUAGAUGUCGAGGCAUCGGAUAGAGGAACGCCUCCACUAACUGGGGAGUGCAGAGUCAUAAUAAAAAUUAUAGAUAUUAAUGAUAAUCCACCAGAAAUAGAUGUAACAUCUUUAUCAAAUACUGUGCCUGAAGACUCAAAACCUGGUACUAUAAUUUCAUUACUUAGUGUAACAGAUAAGGACUCUGGUGUCAACGGGAAAAUAAUGUCAAGCAUCAUAAAUGACGUGCCUUUCGAAUUAAAACCGUCCUAUAAGGAAAACACCUUUUCGAUUGUUACUAAAUCCAUUUUGGACAGGGAGAAAGUAUCUCAUUAUGAAAUCACAGUAAAAGCCACUGACUGUGGUGACCCUCCGUUAUCUAGUUUUAAAACAGUGAGUUUCCAAAUAUCAGACGUAAAUGACAACAGUCCACAUUUCAAGCAAACCCCUUUGGAGUUUUAUAUUGGUGAAAAUAACGAUGCAGGGAAGACGAUAUUUUCUGUAACUGCCGCAGACAAUGAUCUGAAUGACAAUGCAGCUAUUUCGUAUCAUAUUAUGAGAGAGGGGAAUCAAAAAGACAUCAUGACUUUUUUGAAUAUAAACGCCGACACUGGACAAAUCAUAGCACUGAGGAGUUUCGACUUUGAGACUCUGAAAACUUUCCAGUUCCAAGUUGUGGCCUCAGAUUCUGGAACUCCGCCACUCAGCAACAACGUGACUGUCAACGUGUUCAUUCUGGAUCAGAACGACAACGCUCCAGUCAUCCUGUAUCCACUCAGCUCCAACGGCUCUGCUGAAGGUGUGGAGGAGAUUCCCCGCAAUGUCAACGCAGGACACCUGGUGACUAAAGUCAGAGCCUAUGAUGCUGAUAUAGGAUAUAACGGCUGGCUGUUGUUCUCACUGCAGGAAGUCACUGACCACAGUCUCUUUGGUUUGGACCGCUACACAGGACAGAUCAGGACACUUCGUUCAUUGACAGAGACUGACGAGGCUGAACAUAAAUUGGUCAUACUGGUCAAAGACAACGGAAAUGUUUCACUGUCAGCAACAGCGACUGUGAUUGUCAAACUUGUGGAGCCCAAAGAAGCUUUUGCAGCUUCUGAUGUGAAAAGUGCAGCAAAGAUGGAUGAGGAGGACAAUGUUACGUUAUACCUGAUGAUCACUUUGGGAGGUGUUUCUGUAUUUUUCAUCAUCAGCAUCAUAGUGCUGAUUGCAAUGCAGUGCACCAAAUCCACAGACUAUACAUCUAAAUACUUACAAGAGACAAAUUAUGAUGGGACACUGUGUCACAGCAUUCAGUACAGAUCUGGAGAUAAACGAUACAUGUUGGUUGGACCCAGAAUGAGUAUUGGAUCUACAAUUGUUCCAGGCAGCCAUGCAAACACGUUAGUGCUCCCCGACAGAAGGAGGGCUUCAGAAGAGGUAAGCCCAGUUCUUUAAAUUCACAGGAA
Molecule: messenger RNA, 2417 nt
Organism: Salarias fasciatus (jewelled blenny)
Lineage: Eukaryota; Metazoa; Chordata; Actinopteri; Blenniiformes; Blenniidae
Product: protocadherin alpha-8-like
Exons: 1
Coding region: 34-2406 (790 amino acids)
Biological process (GO): homophilic cell-cell adhesion
Cellular component (GO): plasma membrane
Molecular function (GO): calcium ion binding
Source: RefSeq, a predicted model, not a curated record